Molecule: messenger RNA, 1455 nt
Organism: Leishmania braziliensis MHOM/BR/75/M2904
Lineage: Eukaryota; Euglenozoa; Kinetoplastea; Trypanosomatida; Trypanosomatidae
Product: putative aminopeptidase P
Exons: 1
Coding region: 1-1455 (484 amino acids)
Molecular function (GO): metalloaminopeptidase activity; manganese ion binding
Source: RefSeq, a predicted model, not a curated record
AUGUCCGCACACGAUAAGAGUCUGGCAUACCCCUUCUCCAUCCCGAUGAGGAUGUAUCGGGAACAGCGUGAGCGGCUGGGGGCGUCGCUCCAGCAGGCGUUCCCGGAGGGUGGCCACGCGGCAGUGCUGCAGGCUGCCUCUGAGGUGCCCGUGAACUCGACAGACUGCAACUAUCUCUUUGUGCAGGAGAGCUACUUCUACUACCUCUUCGGUGCGGCGAUGCCGGACGCGUACGGCGCCGUGCUCCCGGGCGGCAAGGGAAUUCUCUUCAUUCCGCGGCUGCCAGCGGAUUAUGCAACGUGGAUGGGCCCACUGCCGACUCCGCAUGGAGUGAAGGAGCAGCUAGAGAUGGAUGAGGUGUACUACGCGGACGAGAUGGAGCAGGUGCUGCGGUGCUGUGGGGUUCACACUGCUGAGGUCUUGAAGGGCACAAACACCGACAGCGGUCUUGAGGUGCUGCAGGCGAAGCUGCCUGAGGGGACGGCGCUGAGCAAGUCCACCGACUACCUUUAUCGCGUGCUGAGCUCACAGCGCUGCUACAAGACGGCACUGGAGGCUGACGUGCUUCGGUAUGUGUGUAAGGUGUCGAGCGCCGCGCACGUCAAGGUGAUGCAGAUUGCAAAACCCGGCAUGUCGCAGCACCAUCUCGAGUCUACCUUUCUCCACGACGUGUACUACAAUGGCGGCUGCCGGCGUGUGAGCUACACGUGCAUCUGUGCCACAGGCCCCCACGGUGCCACACUGCACUACCCCGACAAUAACUGCGUGAUCGAAGACGGCACAAUGGCGCUGCUGGACAUGGGCGGUAACUACCGCGGCUACGCCGCCGAUAUCACCUGCAGUUUCCCCGUGAACGGCAAGUUCACUGAGGAGCAGAAGGUGAUUUACAACGCGGUGCUCGACGCACACGACAAGGUGAUGCACGCGAUGAAGCCCGGUGUGAAGUGGGUCGACAUGCAUCUGCUCGCCAUCCGCACAACCUGCACACACCUGAUCGCUGCAGGUAUUCUCAAGGGUGACAUCGACACGCUCAUGGCGAAAGAAAUUAUGCAGUACUUUCAGCCACACGGUCUCGGUCACCUUGUCGGCAUGGACGUGCACGACGUUGGCGGCUACAUGGAGGGCUGUCCAGAGCGACCGAUUAAGAAGGAUUGCUGCCGCCUGCGUACUGCGCGUACCAUCGAGGAGGGGCUCUACAUCACCAUAGAGCCUGGCUGCUACUUUAACGCAGCGCUUCUGGAGAUGGCGAAGGCAAAUGCUGAUGUCAAGGAGCAUUUGAACAUGGAAAAGAUCGAGGCGUACGCGCAAUUUGGUGGCGUGCGCAUCGAGAGCGACGUCCUGGUGACGGAGGACGGCGUGGUGAACUACACUACUGUGCCGCGCACGGUGGAAGAGAUCGAGAGCACUAUGGCGGGCGCGCCUUUCAGGAAGGAGGUGGAGGUGUAUCACAACUGA